CGACCACGAUGCCACGUGGUCAGGCAGCAACGUUACCGCAGCCAGGGCCCAGCCAAUGGCUGCGCAGCGAUAUCGCACAUGCGCAGUGAUAUGUCCUCGGCGUGCGGAGCAUUGGGCCUGUGAAGAUUCUAGCAAUGUGGACAGCUGAUGAAAUUGCCAGUCUUUGCUAUAAACACUAUUCUACCAAACUACCAAAGACAGGUCUGCCAGACCCCAGACGGGAAUGGACACUACUUGCAGCUGUGGUAAAAGUUGAGGAAAAACCCAGUACAAAACCUUGUUUUAAUAACGAGAGAAAUGAUGUAACCCUGGAAGUUGUUGCAAUGGGAACAGGAACAAAGUGCAUUGGACAAAUAAAAAUGAACAAAAAUGGUAAUGUAGUUCAUGACAGCCAUGCUGAGGUGACUGCACGACGUGGGUUCCUUAGGUAUUUAUAUUAUCAACUGAAAGAGGCAUUUAAAGAGAGAAAUAGCAUCUUGGUUGCAGGAAAAUGCAAAGGAAAAUGGAGUCUUAAGUCAGGUGUUUCCUUUGUGUUUUUUAUGAGUCACACUCCAUGUGGAGAUGCAUCUAUUAUCCCAAAGGCAGAACAGGAGAUCAGACCUCCUCUAAACCCGAGAGCAAAGGAAACUGGUGAACAGAGAAGUAUCACUGUUGAAGAUAAUGAAAGUGCUGAAGAUAUACAAUUCUUAAGUAACCAAAAGCAUGCACUAGUCAUGAAACGAAAGUGUGAUGCAAGUGCCUUAGAGGUUCCUGUUAAAAGAGUGAAAAGGAUUGAUGGAAAUGGAGACUGUACAUCUGGCUGUAGCAGUAUUCCUGAAAGAAAACCCAAUGAUACUUCUGCAGAAGGAAAAAUUGAUGUCAGGAUAAACAAUAAUACAGCACAGGCAAUGCAUACUAAUAGCCUUGGGAGUGCAUCUCAUAACAUGGCUGCACUGGAUGCAGAUAAGACCAGACAGAUGCAAAUCACUACUUCAGAUGUACAUCGAACUGGAGCCAAGUGUGUACCAGGGGGUCUUCAAGAUCCCCUUGAGCCUGGAAUUAAUUACCACUGUGUAGAAUCAUUGAGGGUGAAGCCAGGUAGAGGUGACAGGACAUUAUCGAUGUCCUGUAGUGAUAAACUUGCUCGUUGGAACAUUCUUGGCUGUCAAGGAGCACUUCUCAUGCAUUUCUUUGAGGAGCCUGUGUAUUUCUCUUGUAUUGUAGUCGGACAGUGUCCAUAUAGUGAGAAGACAAUGAAGAGAGCUAUACUGGAUAGCAGAUGUCGCCACAUUACAUCACUCCCAAAAGAAUUCAGAAUUCAAGGUGUAAAGCUUCUCCAGUCACAUUUGGAGUUUGUGCACAGUCGCCAUUCACUACAAAGCAGCUCUGACCCCAAAAAAGAGAAAAUUGUACCUUGUGCAGCAGCAAUAAGUUGGUGUGCUGUUCCACAUCAGCCAUUGGAUGUGUCCGUAAAUGGCUUUAAACAAGGUGCAACAAAAAAGAUUCAUGGAACACCACAAGCAAGGUGUAAAAUUUGCAAGGCAGAACUUUUCAAUGAAUUCAGAGACCUGUUGAACCACCUUUCUGAAGAAAACUGUCCAGUAUCCCUUCGUUGGUGUACGUACCCCCGGGUAACCCGGAGUGGCUUGCAUGACUGGCAGAAAGCAUACAUUAAAAACCUACUGGGAAUUCAAGGAAGCUGCAGCAAAUUAUCAGCAAGCAUGGAAUGAAAUACAGAAGCAGGCAUUCGUUACUUGGGUUCGAUCCCCAAGGGACUUCCUGCAGUUUCAGUAGAGUGGAAGCAAAGUAAUAUAGCAGAAGUAAUUAAAGUCAGUUCUGUCUGGAUGAUUAUACGUAGAUCUCAAUAGAUCCAAUUUUCUGAAUUUUUACUGUUAACUUGAAUUGGAUAAAAUGUAUGUAGCAAACAUUAUUUUUAGUUGCUAAACUUUAAUGUUGCUAAACGUGUCUAGAUAAUCUUGACUAAUAGCCAGAAGUUUAGAAUGCAAUCAGCAAAUAAAAAAGUAAUGAUUAAAUUUAA
This is a messenger RNA of Stegostoma tigrinum, 2017 nucleotides long. It is a transcript of the gene adat1, whose product is annotated as adenosine deaminase tRNA specific 1. NCBI's taxonomy places the organism in Eukaryota, Metazoa, Chordata, Chondrichthyes, Orectolobiformes, Stegostomatidae. Gene Ontology annotation, molecular function: RNA binding; adenosine deaminase activity. The record is from RefSeq and is a predicted model, not a curated record. Bases 135 to 1709 code for a protein of 524 amino acids. The transcript is spliced from 11 exons. Gene Ontology annotation, biological process: RNA processing.